AUGGAAGCAGCAGAUGUUGGAAAUGUUGCUCCUGUGGAUUUACACAUUAUAACCAUAAAGAAGGAAGAAGAUGAAGAUGAAGGUUACCUCUUAACGAACGAUGAUUUCUGCUGCUACUUGUGUCCAUUUUCCUGUUCGGCCCAGAUUUAUCUCUACAAGCACAUGAAGAGUUGUCACAGCGGCAAAAACGAGACGCUUAUUAAAUCUGAAGAGGAUGAAAGUAAAAAUCCGAGUGAUACUAUUCAAACCUCCUCUGAUCCUCUCAGCAUGAGCACUUCUCAUCAACAACAGCACAACUGCUCGUACUGUGGUCAGAGCUUCAGGUGGCUGAGUGAUCUGAAAGUCCACCAGAACAUUCACACCGGAUACAAACCGUACUGCUGCUCACAGUGUGGAAAGUCUUUCCAAAAACACAAUCUUUUAAAACUUCACCUGCGCAUUCACACAGGAGAGAGGCCGUAUUGCUGCUCACAGUGUGGGAAGUCUUUUAUUCGAGAUUCUCAUCUCAAAAUUCACCAGCGCAUUCACACCGGAGAGAAACCGUACCAGUGCUCGGAGUGUAAGAAAUGCUUCUAUCGACAGUGUCACCUUAAAACACACCAGCUCAUUCACACCGGAGAGAAACUGUUCUCUUGCUCUCAGUGUGGGAAGGGUUUCAUUCAACAUAGUCGUCUUAAAAUCCACCAGCGCAUUCACACCGGAGAGAAAUCCUUUUUCUGCUCACAGUGUGGGAAGAGUUUUAUUCAUUAUUAUCAGCUUAAAUGUCACCAGCACAUUCACACCGGAGAGAAACCGUACUGCUGCUUACAGUGUGGGAAGUCUUUCCUAAAACAGAGUUUUUUAAACAUUCACCUGCGCAUUCACACUGGAGAGAGACCGUAUUGCUGCUUACAGUGUGGAAAGUCCUUUAUUCGAGAUUCUUAUCUCAAGAUUCACCAGCGCAUUCACACAGGAGAGAGACCGUAUUGCUGCUCACAGUGUGGCAAGUCUUUUAUUCGAGAUUCUCAUCUCAAAAUUCACCAGCGCAUUCACACAGGAGAGAGGCCGUAUCAGUGCUCGGAGUGUAAGAAAUGUUUCUAUCGACAGUGUCAUCUUAAAACGCACCAGCUCAUUCACACCGGAGAGAAAUCCUUUUCCUGCUCACAGUGUGGGAAGAGUUUCAGUCAACAAUAUCACCUUAAAAUACACCAGCGCAUUCACACUGGAGAGAAACCGUUUUUCUGCACGCAGUGCGGGAGGUGUUUCAGCGAUGGGAGUGCUUUUAAAAGGCACCAGCGCAUGCACGCCAGAGAGAAGCUGUAUCAGUGCUCGCAGUGCGGAGAGAGUUUUAAACAUCUUACUUAUUUUCAAGUGCACCAGCGCAUUCACACUGGAGAAAAAACAUACUGCUGCUCACAGUGUGGGAAGUGUUUUAUGUUCCAGAGUCGUCUUAAAAGGCACCAGCACAUUCACACUAGAGAGAAACAGCAUCUGGAUUGUGCCAAAUGAAUAUUGAUGACAGGAUGUUAGCAUGUGUUUACUCUUUUAACACAAUAACAACAGUUGUAACAUAUGGGAUACUUGUGUUGAGGUCAUGUGAUUAAAUAAAACUCUAUUUAAUUGCGGUGUCGUGCGUAAACAACUCAGUGGAUCAGUGCGCAUGUGUUUCAGUGAAUCAGUCGUGGUUCAGGCCUUGAAAAUCAGCUGUAUAAACCAAUCAGAGCUUCCGAAUUCAGAUUUUGGGUGGAAUUUCAGUUGUUCCUCUGAUCCAAAGCAAGAUAUGCUAUUUAUUUUUUGUCCAAUGUGCGUCAUUCGGGUGAGCUGGCAACGAAAAACUCUCUUCAUUGGUUGUAGAAUUAUGAGUGACAGUUAACAAAACGUACUUAGUUAAAAAGUUGGUAGAGAUAAAUCCAAAGGAUGAAGAUUUAAAUCAGGUGAUUAGUCAGUAAUUCUAGUUUUCCAUUCUUGUAUUAACCUCCAGUACUGUUGCUUUUACUUUUUACUUUUUACUUGAAUGUUAAAACGUGUAAAUAAAGCUGGAA
Messenger RNA from Trichomycterus rosablanca, 2021 nucleotides. RefSeq names its product zinc finger protein OZF-like. The coding region runs from base 1 to 1488 and encodes 495 amino acids. Lineage: Eukaryota; Metazoa; Chordata; Actinopteri; Siluriformes; Trichomycteridae. Gene Ontology annotation, biological process: regulation of transcription by RNA polymerase II. Gene Ontology annotation, molecular function: RNA polymerase II cis-regulatory region sequence-specific DNA binding; DNA-binding transcription factor activity. The transcript is spliced from 2 exons. The record is from RefSeq and is a predicted model, not a curated record.